AAGCACCAGGCCAUCAGUCUCAUGGGAUCAGCUGGAAAGCACUCAAUGGCCUGAUAUCCUUCAGUGCAAGUACCAUGAUGUUUAUUACAACACAGACCAUGAAGUAUUGGAGAACUCCUGCAGUGCAAUGAAAGAGCAAUACUUAGUUAAUGAAACAGCUGCUACUUGCACAUCUAAUCUGGAAAGUUCAGUGCUUCUCCAAUCCAAAUCCAAGAAACCUUCAAGCACGGCUUGUGUUCCUGUGAACAAGGACCGCACCACGCUGCAAGGCCACCAACAGAAGCAUUCUUUCUCAUCAACACGGAAUGAUCCUGUUGCAUCAACAUCUCUUCAGAGGAGCCCACAAAAGGAGAGCAUGUCACAAAAAACAGUCCCUCUAACCUGGAAUAGCCCACAAGCUGCUGCUUCUUCCUUUCUGCGAAAGAGCCCACGUAAAAAUACCAAACAGCACGAAUGUGAUGAUCCAAGGAAAGAGAGAGUUGAUGCAAAUCGUGCAGCAUCUGAGAAACUCCGGAUGAAACUGCGUGUCGCUGUGGCGAAUGCUCUGGAAAAGAAUGGUGUGUCUCAAACCAGCCCCCUUUACAAGGCUUGCGGCAAGAAGCUUUUUGCUAUUUGUAGUACCUUUGCUAAGGACCUUAUUGGCUGUGGUCGUACAAGUGAGCUGCUACAAAACAUUGCAGAUUCCCAUGCAAAGCAGGUUGUUAAUUUUGAAAUGCUGAAGCCUGGAAUCUGCAAGUCUGAGACUUCGGAAGCCACUGAAUGAGCUGUUCAUGUUUUUGUUAAUAAAAAGUUUGUUUUUUGUUCACACAUUCAUAUCUACAUAGAUCAUG
Messenger RNA from Rhipicephalus microplus (southern cattle tick), 830 nucleotides. RefSeq lists its product as uncharacterized. Gene Ontology annotation, cellular component: kinetochore. Lineage: Eukaryota; Metazoa; Arthropoda; Arachnida; Ixodida; Ixodidae. Gene Ontology annotation, biological process: traversing start control point of mitotic cell cycle; regulation of protein ubiquitination; protein localization to kinetochore. The record is from RefSeq and is a predicted model, not a curated record.